GCUUCAUGGUGGCCCCAUCCGCGGAAGCAAAGCGCCCUCCAGCUGCCAAAGGGAGUGAACAAGACGAGAAGCCGACCAAACGCCAAAAGACUUGGUGGAAGGCGCCGGUCAGCCAAGGACAAAUCACACGCCAUAUCGCGCGGUGGCUGAUUCGAGAUGGUGCGUGUUCAGUUUAUAGUUAUGUCCAAUGUUUUACUGUUGUUUGUUCUAACUCUUGUGUACGAUUAGGAUUGGCCCACAACCUCGUGACAACAGAGGCCUUUCACGACUUUCUUGUUGGUGUUACAGGUGAUAUCAAUGUCAUCAUUCCAUCCAGCAAGACGUACAACGACAUACUUGACAAGCACUACGACACCUUCACCAAGGAUACAUCCGAUGCAUUCGCCGAGGAGUUUCAAGAGCUGGACGAGACUCCGUUCAUGACGGUCGAGCACGACUUGUGGACGAACAGCUCGAAAAACAGUAUAGUUGGCGUUUCCGGUUCCUAUAUCAAUCGUCACUGGCGUCCUGUGCGGCUCGCCCUGCUUGCAGAAGUGAAAAAUGAUGGUCAUGAUUCCGAAGGAGUGGCUGCGGUGAUGGAUGAGCAGCUGAAGGCUCGUUACGGUGUGGAUAUCAAGAAGAUGAUUCGAUUCACGAUCUCUGAUACCGCACCUGGAGCCCGAAAGAUCUCUAAACAAUUUGAUACGACUUUGCAAACAGAUUGCGCGAUGCACGUUCUUAACCUUUGUAUUGGUUAUGGAAUUGGGCUGAGAAUGUGCGCAAUGAAUACGUGAAGGAUCCGAAGACAGACGUGUUCGUGAAGAAGCGCGUUGUAGUGACGGAAGGCGGCGCAUUUCCCGAGGGUGGUGCUCUCAUCAGAAAGCUGCGUGCUCUCAACAAUUUUUUCGCGUCGAGUAAGUCGCCUGAGCGUGUUGCCCGACUUAAAGAAGUCCAGCUCAUUCUCAAACUACCCCAGUUGGCUGCGCUAAUCGAUAUCGACGUCCGAGUGGCGUCCACGAUCAAGCUAUUUCAGCGCUCGAUCAUCAACUACCCAGCUUUCCACGCAUUCUUUCAGAAUUCGAACUUGUCCAAGAAGGAGAAACGCGUCUUCAACCGUAUUACGGAAGCUGAAUGGGUUCUAGCAGUGCAGAUGGAGGCAAUUAUGCACCGCGUAUCGGAACUAGCUCUCGUCGAAUCCCAGUCGGCAACCAUGCUUUCGUCUACGAUGGGAUCUUUAUCAAAAGGGGCCACAAAUCCAGGACCUUUUAAAGCUCUCCCACUACAGAGUUGAUGCAAGUGUCAAAUUCCGCUACGACAUUUAUUCUGCUCAAUAUCUUCCUCUCUUCGAUGCCUUUGCGUCACUUAUUGCGCGUUUUAGCUAUAAACUAAACUUAUUAUAAUACUGCAAGUAGAAAUGGAUCCGAGGAAUGUUUUGUUACAUGAAGGAGCUUCAUAAAGCUCAUAAGC
Molecule: messenger RNA, 1446 nt
Organism: Phytophthora sojae
Lineage: Eukaryota; Oomycota; Peronosporomycetes; Peronosporales; Peronosporaceae
Exons: 1
Coding region: 6-773 (255 amino acids)
Source: RefSeq, a predicted model, not a curated record